Molecule: messenger RNA, 1371 nt
Organism: Trametes versicolor FP-101664 SS1
Lineage: Eukaryota; Fungi; Basidiomycota; Agaricomycetes; Polyporales; Polyporaceae
Product: cellobiohydrolaseI
Exons: 3
Coding region: 1-1371 (456 amino acids)
Biological process (GO): carbohydrate metabolic process
Molecular function (GO): hydrolase activity, hydrolyzing O-glycosyl compounds
Source: RefSeq, a predicted model, not a curated record
AUGUUCCCCUCAGCAUCCCUCCUCGCGUUCUCGCUGCUUGCGACCGUCUACGGUCAGCAGGUCGGCACCCUCACGGCAGAGAGCCACCCCCGCCUCACCAUGCAGCAAUGCACGAGCGCGAACAACUGCCAGACCCAGCAGCACUCCGUCGUGCUCGACUCCAACUGGCGCUGGCUCCACUCGACCUCCGGCAGCACCAACUGCUACACCGGCAACACCUGGGACGCCUCGCUGUGCCCCGACGCGACCACUUGCGCCGCCAACUGCGCUCUCGACGGUGCUGACUACGCCGGCACCUACGGUAUCACCACCAGCGGCAACGCGCUCACGCUCAAGUUCGUCACCCAGGGCCCGUACUCGAAGAACAUCGGUUCGCGUGUCUACCUCAUGGACGCCAACGACCAGAAGUACGAGAUGUUCAACAUGAAGAACCAGGAGUUCACCUUCGACGUCGACAUGUCGAACCUCCCCUGUGGUCUCAACGGCGCACUCUACUUCGUCGAGAUGGACGCGGACGGUGGCGCAGCGCGCUUCCCCACCAACAAGGCCGGCAGCAAGUACGGAACUGGCUACUGCGACACCCAGUGCCCGCAGGACAUCAAGUUCAUCAACGGCCAGGCCAACAUCGAGGGCUGGGAGGGCUCCCCCACCGACCCCAACGCGGGCUCGGGCAACUUCGGUACCUGCUGUAACGAGAUGGACGUCUGGGAGGCGAACAAGAACGGCGCGGCCUUCACCCCCCACGUCUGCUCCGUCCAAGGCCAGACGCGCUGCUCGGGCGAGCAGUGCGGCGACGGCGACGAGCGGUACGACGGCAUCUGCGACAAGGACGGCUGCGACUUCAACUCGUUCCGCAUGGGCGACCAGACCUUCCUCGGCCCGGGGAUGACGGUCGACACGAACCAGAAGUUCACGGUCGUCACGCAGUUCCUGACGAACAACAACCAGACGUCCGGCACGCUCUCCGAGAUCCGCCGCCUGUACGUGCAGAACGGGAAGGUGAUCGCGAACUCGAAGACGAACAUCCCCGGGCUCGCGACGUUUGACUCCGUCACGGACGAGUUCUGUAACGCGCAGAAGGAGGUCUUCGGCGACACCAACACGUUCGAGCAGCUCGGCGGCCUCAACCAGAUGGGCCAGUCCUUCGACCGCGGCAUGGCGCUCGUCAUGUCCAUCUGGGACGACCACGCUGCGGGCAUGCUCUGGCUCGACGCCGACUACCCCACCGACGUCCCCGCCACGAACCCCGGUGUCUCCCGCGGCCCCUGCUCGGCCACCUCCGGCGACCCGACCACGAUCGAGAACAGCGAGGCGAACUCGUCCGUCACCUUCUCGAACAUCAAGGUCGGCCCCAUCGGCUCGACUUACUGA